Mesorhabditis belari is the source of this 486-nucleotide messenger RNA. NCBI's taxonomy places the organism in Eukaryota, Metazoa, Nematoda, Chromadorea, Rhabditida, Rhabditidae. The record is from the annotation of a GenBank genome assembly.
AUGAUGAAAUUCUCGAUCUUUCAGAGAAAAGAGCGUCCCUCACCAGCUCCACCAGCCACUCUUCCAAAAGGAAACAUUCAGCAUUUAAUCAACUCUGAUUCCGAGGAUGAAGAGGUAAUCUUCACAAAAAGUAUGGUGCAACGAUUGAAGGGAAAAAUUCGAGAUCAAGAAGGAGGUGCAGAUAGUGUACAAAUAAGAAGACCGAUGGGGAUAAAUGGGAAAGAAGCAAGGAGCAAGACACCAGAUCUUGACUCGAAGAGUGUUAAAUCAGCAGACAGUGGUACUCAAUCAUUACCGGAUGGAGAUCGACCAUUAACCCCUAGAACACGAGAUCGGGUUCUACGAGAGAUCGCUGGUGUGGAUAUCGGUGAUGGAAAGAUCGGCAAUGAUCGAAAGAAAUACUAUUUCCGUCGAUCGAUGAAUGUCUAUCACAACACGUUGAGAAUAUUGGAGAGUCGAAAAGAGGAAUGUUUAUACAAAGAACAG